AGGUUUUAUACCUUCCCACCCUAAAACCCCUCUCCCCUCCAAAACGACCAACUAAAUCCUAAAUUUAAAAGAAAAAAAAAAACAUAACGUAAUUUCAAAAAAAAAAAAAUCCAAAAUGAUCUUUAAAUUCUUUUGAAAACUUUAGACGCUCAAGAUCAAUGUUGUUUGCUUUUCGAUCGGUGAAUUGAAGCUUCGCCACUAAAUGAAGUUUUGUUAGUAGAAUUUACGAUUCCAUUGGCGCUGAAAUGAACAGAUCUGCUUUAGAAAUUUUAAUUUAUUUCCUGUUUCUGGUUUGGCGCGAUCGUGUGUUUUUGAAAUCGUCAGCUAAAAAAUUAUUUAAAUUUGUACUCAUUUAUUUAGACUGAAUUGAAGUUGAGAGACAAAAGGUUGAGAGAUGGAUUCAUUAUCCGCGGUUAGCGAAGAGCUAGCGGAGAUCGACGGACAAAUCGCCGAUAUUUUUCGAGCAUUAUCGAAUGGGUUCCAGAAACUGGAUAAGAUUAAGGAUGUUAAUCGACAGAGCAGGCAAUUGGAAGAGCUUACCGGCAAGAUGCGAGAGUGUAAGAGGCUAAUCAAAGAGUUUGAUAGAGAAGUAAAGGCAAUGGAGAGAAGAACUAAUGCAAACACCCAUAGAAUGCUGAGCGAAAAGAAGCAAUCAAUGGUCAAGGAGUUGAAUUCAUAUGUUGCCCUUAAGAAACGAUAUCAAGGCAACCUUGAGAGUAAUAAACGAGUUGAUCUCUUUGAUGGGCCUAAUGAAGGCUUUAGUGAAGAUAAUGACAUGCUAGCUUCCAAUAUGACAAACCAGCAGCUAAUGGAUAAAGGAUACCAAAUGAUGGAUGAGACUGAUCAAGCCAUUAACAGGGCUAAGAAGGUUGUUCAAGAAACUGUUGAUGUUGGAACAGAGACUGGUGCAACUCUCAAGGCUCAGACUGAAGAAAUGAGCAGGAUAGUUAAUGAUCUCGAUUCUAUCCAUUUUUCGAUCCAAAAAGCAUCUAAAUUAGUCAAAGAAAUUGGUAGGCAGGUUGCUACUGAUAAGUGCAUUAUGGCACUAUUAUUUCUCAUUGUGACCGGUGUCAUAGCCAUCAUAAUUGUCAAGUUUGUGAAUCCAAACAACAAGGAAAUCCGGGAUAUUCCAGGACUAGCACCGCCUGCAAUGAACCGUCGAUUACUUUGGACUCCUCAUUGA
Gossypium arboreum is the source of this 1183-nucleotide messenger RNA. RefSeq names its product novel plant SNARE 11-like. NCBI's taxonomy places the organism in Eukaryota, Viridiplantae, Streptophyta, Magnoliopsida, Malvales, Malvaceae. Gene Ontology annotation, molecular function: SNARE binding; SNAP receptor activity. Bases 395 to 1183 code for a protein of 262 amino acids. The transcript has 10 exons. Gene Ontology annotation, biological process: vesicle fusion. The record is from RefSeq and is a predicted model, not a curated record. Gene Ontology annotation, cellular component: late endosome membrane; SNARE complex; ER to Golgi transport vesicle membrane.